GAAUGGUUUAUAAAUACGGCUACAGCUCGAGAUGGAGCAGAAUGGAUCUAAAGGUCUAAAAAGCCGGGUAGGCUUUAGGCUGUAAGCUUAAACUACAGACAGUAUUUUAUGUUGAGGUUUUGUUGUAGUCUGUCACAGUUAGCUAACUCUGUUUAGCCGUGAAGCUUUUUCUGGAUAUAAACAAGCUACGGACACAGGUCACAGGCUGUCGGCUGUCAAUAACAAGCUAUGGCCAUGGAUAAAUCCAAAGUCGCUAUUGGGUUUAUAGUAGCAGGUGUCCUCACGGUGUUUUUUGGGACGGUUCUUACCUUUGUAGGACCAAUAAUCAUCGACGACCAAGUAGUAAAGAACACGGUGAUCGACCCAAAGAAUGAAAUGUCCUACACCAUGUGGAAGGACGUCCCUGUGCCGUUCUAUAUGUCUGUGUACUUCUUCAACGUCCUCAACCCGAAAGAGAUCCUGGACGGAGAGAAGCCCAUGGUGGAGCAGAAAGGACCUUAUGUGUACAGAAAACGCAUUCAGAAAGACAACAUCACAUUUCAUGCCAACGGCACAGUGUCCUACAGGGAAUACAGAACGUACUUCUUUGAGCCGUCCAUGUCUUCAGGGAACGAGUCCGAUGUCGUCACGAUUCCAAACAUGUUGGUGCUGGGUGCUGCCGUUAUGAUGGAAAACAUGCCUUUCCCGGUGCGUUUAAUGAUGAGCGCCACCUUCAAGACUUUCAAAGAGGGGACGUUCCUGACCAAGCCAGUAGGGGAGCUGAUGUGGGGUUAUGACAGCGGUCUGGUUGAUUUCCUCAAUAAAUACCUGCCCGGCAUGCUGCCCACAUCGGGGAAGUUUGGACUCUUUGCUGACUUCAACAGCUCCAACACCGGCCUGUUCACCAUCCACACCGGAAAAGACGACAUCAGGAAAGUCCACAAAGUCGACUCGUGGAACGGCCUGACGGAGCUGAACUACUGGAGGACUCCUCAGUGUAACAUGAUCAAUGGAACAGCUGGACAGAUGUGGCCUCCCUUCAUGACCAGAGAGAGCACACUACCUUUCUACAGCCCCGACGCCUGCAGAUCCAUGGAGCUUGUUUACCAGCGUGACGGACAGAUGAAAGGUAUCCCUCUUUAUCGAUAUGUUGCACCCAAGACUCUGUUCGCCAACGGGACGGAUUACGCUCCCAAUGAAGGCUUCUGCCCCUGUAGGCAGUCUGGUCUGCUGAACGUCAGCAGCUGCCGACACAACUCUCCAGUCUUCAUCUCUCAUCCUCACUUCUUCAAUGCUGAUCCUGUGCUGCUGGACUACGUGCUGGGCCUUAAUCCCACAGAGGACGAGCACGGCCUCUUCAUAGACAUCCACCCUCUAACGGGCGUCCCUCUGAAUGUGUCCAUCCGUCUGCAGCUCAACCUCUACAUGAAGAGAGUGUCAGGAAUUACAGAAACUGGGAAAAUUUCUGAGGUGGUGAUGCCAAUGAUCUGGUUUGAGGAGAGCGGCUACAUAGACGGGCCCAUCCUCACUACCUUCCACACAAACCUGGUUAUCCUGCCGUCUGUGAUGGAGUACAUGCAGUACGGCUUCAUCACCCUCGGCCUGGUUACCAUAGUAAUCGCCGCCCUGGUGCAUCACAAAGUGAAGAGGUCUCGUACCAAUUUGACAAUGACUUCCACAGCAGUGGACAACCCCGCGGCCUCCUUUACAGAAAAUGGUGUACAUUACCAAGAAAGAAAGGAGAAAUGUACCAUAAAUAACUCAGAGAAGUAAAUGUGAAGGUGGCACCCAAUCAGAUGGAAACCCAAGCACUUCAACCGGAGAGAAAGAUCCACUGCUAGGAGAUGAUACAGACUGACACACACACACACACACACACACACACACAGAUGACGUUGUGGACUCCCUCUCGGCAAUUAUUCCACUAACUUGAACUGAAACACUGACACAUGGUGCUCCGCUCUGUAUAUUUCAAUGAGUCUUGCGCACAAGUGAAGCGAUGCCAUAUUUUUUUACCUUUCUGUGACGUUAAUGACGCUCCAAGACUCAUAGACUCACUUCAUUAAGCCUGUGUCAAAGCAGUCGGGGUUGAAACACAACAAUUUAAGAUGCUCUGUCAUUUAAAACCACUUUUGUUCUACAAAAACUACCACAGAAAACACUAUUUCCAGUUCAUUUUGCUCUGCUCACGGUUUGAUGAUCGGAAACAUUUGUUGUAUCACUUCAUUAGUAGACAGUUACUGUGCUGGCAGUUUUCCUGUGAUUUUAAAGAAAUGUUUCUGCAUCAACAACAAGGGAACUGAUGGGCAGAACGGCUGACUGCCUGGUGUAAAGUAUUGUACUACCUACGUGCCUUUAUCAAGGAGGAAACACUUCUCGCUCACCUCCGGGUCUUUGCAUUUAAUGUGACGGUUAAACACUAGGGAGUUAAAAUUGAAGAAUCAAACACUCCUCUGUCAAUCAGUGAGUCAAGCAGAGCGGACACAUUCCUAUUUGUUGACUACUGUCCUCUGUAAAGGUGUGAAUAUAUUUCGUGAAAUGGACGUGAAUGAUGACGUUUGUGUCAAAUGUCUCCUUUAUUGUGAAGAAGUGAAUGAAUGAAUGAAGAGAAACUUAGAGGUAAUAAAUGUUUGUUUAAAAUCCUA
Messenger RNA from Sander lucioperca (pikeperch), 2624 nucleotides. It is a transcript of the gene scarb1, whose product is annotated as scavenger receptor class B, member 1. The transcript is spliced from 14 exons. Lineage: Eukaryota; Metazoa; Chordata; Actinopteri; Perciformes; Percidae. Gene Ontology annotation, biological process: recognition of apoptotic cell; cholesterol import; plasma lipoprotein particle clearance. The record is from RefSeq and is a predicted model, not a curated record. Bases 229 to 1752 code for a protein of 507 amino acids. Gene Ontology annotation, molecular function: scavenger receptor activity; lipid binding; low-density lipoprotein particle binding. Gene Ontology annotation, cellular component: caveola; cytoplasm.